GCAAGGGAAGAGAGGACGUGCUCAGAGGGGAGUCCGCUCUCUAGCCAUGGACACUCAGCUGCGGCGCACCCUGCGCCUUUUUGGAAUUAACACUUUUAUUAACGCCUUUCUUUAGUUUUGAAUUCAUUAAAGGAGGAUGCGGACGAUCAGCGAGUGGAAAGACAAGAAAAAUGACAUUGGAUGUUUUUUGUUUUUUUUGUUUUACAUUUGACUUUUUAGCAGAGAUCAAGUAGACGCCAGCAUGGAUUUCUUAAAUAUCUCAGCUUUCGAGGAGGCAACGGAGGCUCACAACAUCUCCACUAACAGCACCUCUCAGAGCAAAUACAGCCCUCUCGCCAUCUGGGGUCUGGUCGGACUUGUCAGUUUUCUCAUUUUGUUUACAAUAGUCGGCAAUGUGUUGGUGGUGAUUGCUGUUUUAACCAGCAGAGCCCUGAAACCGCCCCAGAAUCUUUUUCUGGUGUCUUUGGCCAGUGCAGACAUACUGGUGGCCACCCUGGUCAUACCCUUCUCUCUGGCUAACCAACUCAUGGGCUAUUGGCUUUUUGGCAAAAUCUGGUGUGACAUCUACCUGGCACUGGAUGUUUUGUUCUGCACCUCCUCGAUUGUGCACCUCUGUGCUAUUAGUCUGGACCGCUACUGGUCAGUGACACAGGCGGUCGAGUACAACUUGAAGAGAACGCCAAAGAGAGUAAAAGGGAUGAUCGUGGUGGUCUGGUUGAUCUCAGCUGUUAUCUCUUUCCCUCCACUGAUAUCACUGGACAGGAGCAACAACGAGGCCAGCCCCCAGUGUAUUCUCAAUGAUGAGACCUGGUACAUCCUUUACUCAAGUAUCGGCUCUUUCUUCGCCCCUUGUGUCAUCAUGAUUCUGGUCUAUAUCCGGAUCUACCAAGUGGCAAAGACCAGAACGAGAACCAUGUCAGAGAAGAAACGGGACGUGGAUAUGACGCAGGAAAACGGUACCGACCAAGGCAAAACCGAUUCGUUUAAGUCGAACCGCGGCGGGAGUGUUAAAGAGCAGGAAUGCGAGAACGGCCACUGCAAGGAGCACACUUUGAAAACCACGUCCAAAAAUCCACACUCCGACCACCAGGACGACUUUGAUGACAGCAGCUCGUCAGACGAGAAGCCCAAAAAAAGUUCCUCAUCGUCCAAAAACCGCCACGGCGACCGGAAGGACAGAAAGUCCAGCCGAAAAAGCAGCUCGGCCUCAAAAUUAUCCAGUCGAAAGUCAUGCGCCAGUUCCAAAUCCAUGGAGCUAUUUUCCUCUCGCCGCAAACGCAGAAGCACGGUCAACCGGAAGAAAGUGUCAGCCGCGCGAGAAAAGCGCUUUACGUUCGUCCUGGCUGUUGUCAUGGGGGUUUUUGUCGUGUGCUGGUUCCCCUUUUUCUUUACCUACAGCCUCUACGGAAUCUGCAGGGACCUCUGCAAGGUCCCGGACACUCUGUUCGAUUUCUUCUUCUGGAUCGGCUACUGUAACAGCUCGUUAAACCCGGUCAUCUACACUAUCUUCAACCAGGACUUCCGCAGAGCUUUCCAGAAGAUCCUCUGUAAGUCGUGGAAACGCUCUUUCUGAUUGUCUUUCAUAGCCACUUCAUCCUGCAGAUUUCCUAUUUGAGCACUUCAGAGUUGCAGAGAAAAGUGCUGGCCGGGGAGCGUUCACACCUUUGACUGCCGGGGAUUGCACUCAGAAUGAAGGGAUGCAUUAAAGGUCUGAACUAAAAGUGCAGGAAAGGGGUUUCGAAUGCUGUUUUGAUUCAGUGAAUGUCAGACAACUUUUUACAUGCAAAUGUUUGCUCCAGCUAAAACCCCCCGGCUGUGAUUGUCCCCUUUCUUUCUCUAAAGGACAAUAAGCCGGCUCAUAACACUCACUGUGAUGCAGGCACCAGGGUGAAAUGCUCAGGAGACGAAGGGUAUAUUGAAUUUAACGACAAUCUCCACACAGCUGUUAUAGGACAAUGGAUAGACCACCUAUCUUCCGUGGCUCAGACUCUACUUUUGUUUCCAAUGGGACAAAGGGGCUCCUUGCUUACUGGUUCAGUGGCAAAAGGGAAAGAAACAAACACUACUGAAUAAGUCAUAUUUCCGCCUGAGUGGGAUUUUUCUGGCUGCGUAUACAAUUUAAAUGGCAAGCUUACACGUGCGGACUGACUGGCAACAUAAAAAAAGUAAUCGUCAUACUGGACAUCUGUUGGGAUGGAACACUGCAUCCUUGCUGCGGCAGACGGACAAACUGAAUCUCCCACCGUGUGUGGGAAAAAUGUUUGCGUGGAGGAGAAAGAGGUGACUGAAAGUAACAUGUGGACCUGCGUUGUUGAAGUGUGUUAAUCUUCACUGCCACUCGGUGUGUGUGAUGUGUAGUAUAAUUCUACAUUUGCCAAUGGGGCUGGUUCACUCUGCUCAAGUGUCUUUCUUAUCCUCCAUUUGCCAUAAGACAAAUGUUGUCUUUUCCGCCACCAAAGUCAACCAGAUUGACGACCUCUUAGAUCUCAAUUCUCACUUUUAUCGCCUGCUGCUCCAGGCAGACACGCCAAUGCACAUUACACACUCUUAGACUUUACACCAGGGGUGUCAAACAUACGGCCCGAGAACAGGUUUUCGGGAUGAGUUUGCUAAGUAUAAAAAUGUACCUGAAAUUUUUGGAUGGAAGAAACUGCUGUUCUAAAUGUGUCCACUGGAUGUCGCAAUUGCAAUUAUUUGUAUCUUUGUAGAUGAUGCUACAUAUGUACAAAAUCAACCACAUGAUAUUAGUACAUCGGUCGAGGAAAAUGAUCAAACUACAUAAAUAACAUCCUGUAAUUUGAUUUCGAUAUAAUUUUUUAAUCUUGAUAGAUUGAAAAUUACCACCAAUGAGUGAUAACUGAUGAACAAUAUCACAUCAUUUAUUCAGAAAAUAUAAAUAACGACAAAUACAUUAUUAACCGCAACAUGUAAGUGUAAAAAAAACCAACAACGACAUUUGUACAUUUUCAUAAAUGUGCUUGUUCUAUUUUUAAACAAAUAUAACAAUCUGACGUUGUCUUUAUUUUUGAGUUAUCGUGCCGUGAUUUUACCAGUCCGGCCCACUUGGAAGUAGAAUUUUCUCCAUGUGGCCCCCGAUCUAAAAUGAGUUUGACACCCUUGCUCUACACAUUUACAAGAUCUUCAUCUUUACAUUUAUAGCCCUAGGUUAAUUGUUUCUCUUUUCUUGUAAAUACGUGGAAACAGUGCAAUAUUAUAGUGCGGUGCCUCAUUAUCACGCACAUGCACUGAUUGCGUAAUGAACAAUGCGCUCGUGGAUUUUGAUGGCGCACCGACAUUCUGUUCCUUUCUAACGAGAACAAGUGUUUACUCCUCUGCACAUUCAAAACGAUCAAAUAAAUUUGGUUUCAACUGUG
Molecule: messenger RNA, 3374 nt
Organism: Entelurus aequoreus (snake pipefish)
Lineage: Eukaryota; Metazoa; Chordata; Actinopteri; Syngnathiformes; Syngnathidae
Gene: adra2c
Product: adrenoceptor alpha 2C
Exons: 1
Coding region: 242-1573 (443 amino acids)
Biological process (GO): platelet activation; adenylate cyclase-activating adrenergic receptor signaling pathway; regulation of smooth muscle contraction
Cellular component (GO): membrane
Molecular function (GO): alpha2-adrenergic receptor activity
Source: RefSeq, a predicted model, not a curated record